This is a messenger RNA of Lodderomyces margitis, 3528 nucleotides long. RefSeq names its product Irr1p (gene IRR1). The record is from RefSeq and is a predicted model, not a curated record. Gene Ontology annotation, molecular function: chromatin binding; protein binding. Gene Ontology annotation, biological process: sister chromatid cohesion. NCBI's taxonomy places the organism in Eukaryota, Fungi, Ascomycota, Pichiomycetes, Serinales, Debaryomycetaceae. The transcript has a single exon. Bases 1 to 3528 code for a protein of 1175 amino acids. Gene Ontology annotation, cellular component: chromatin; nucleus; cohesin complex.
AUGUCAACCACAAGAAGGCUGACUAGAAAUAACAAGAGACCCGUGCAUUAUGAUGAGUCAAGUGAUGUAGAAGAGGAUAAUGAGGCGUAUGUCCCUUCAGAAGAACAGGAUAAAGAGAAUGUACUCAAUCACGUUACCAAAUCAACCAAGAGAAGGGCCACCACCAACGCCACCACCACAAGCGCAAACACGUCAAAGAGGCAACGAAUUAGUGGGAGAAGCAACCACCAGCAGACUCAUCAAGGAUCUAACACUAAAUCAAAGAAAAAUCGUAAAGGAAAGAAUAAACAACCACAGUUGGAGGAUGACUGGGAAGAGAACUACUUGUAUCAAGCUUUAUCAAGUCCCGAGAUCAACAUACUUGAUCUUGCACAAGAAUGGAUUGAAACAUAUGAAGAAGAAUCAGCUCUGGCCAACACAGACUCAACCUCAGUCACGUUAUUGAUCAAUUUAAUUUUAAGAAGUUGUGGUUCAUUCCACCUUUUCCAACCCCAUGAUUUAACAAAUUUGGAAAGUGCUAGUAGUACAGUUGAAGAGAUUACAUUGGCAUUUGGUAACCAAUCUACCCAUAAGUUCCCGUUUAAACUUGUGCCCGUUUUUAAAAAGAACGUGUUGCAAUUUUUCCAACAUAUUAUUGAAAUAUGUCAUGAAAAGGGAUUAUUGUAUCCAUCAUACACAGAAGCCAACGCCGACGAUGGUGGCAGCUCCCUGAGCCAGUCCCAGUUGAUGUCAUAUUUAAUCACAUGGGCAACCAAUCUUUGUGGAUCUGCUGUUAGAUCAUUGCGUUUUACAAGUACAGAAAUAUCCCUAGCUAUGCAAUUGGAAUUGAGUAAAAUUGGUAAAUCAAUCACUACUAAUCUCGAUAGGUCAAGAAAGCACUUAUAUAAAUUGACAGAUGAGAGAUCAACCAAAUACAAGACGAUCAAGUCCACCAUUGACAAUUAUGAAUCGCAAUUAAACACAUUGAAUGAAUAUUUUGAUGAAAUCACUUCAACGGUUGUUUCACAAAGAUACAAAGAUUCUGAUCCUCAGAUUAGGCUUGGUGUGGUCAAGUACUUGAUUGAUACAAUGAUUUCCUAUCCAUCGUAUUUCUGCCAAUCGCAAUUCUUAAAGUAUUUUGGUUGGUUAUUAUCUGAUCCGAUAAAUCAAGUCCGCAACGAAAUCACUCGUGAUUUACUAAAAUUGUACAAGUUGAACAAGAAUCAGGAUAUUGUUGAUGGAUUAGCCCAGUUUUCAGCAAAGUUCCAACCACAAUUUGUUGCCAUGUGUUCCGUUGAUGCUGAUACAAAUGUUCGAGCCCAUUGUUGUGGAAUUUUAACCGAAAUGAUCAAGAUGGGAUUCCUAAAUGGUGACAAUAAACACUCAGUUAUCAAAGCGUUCCCAUUUGAGUCUUCAACGAAAUUGAAGUUGCAAAAUGAAUUUGUCAAGUUUAUCCAAGUGGCUACUGAAGAGAAAGUAAAACAAGUUUUGGAAAAAAACCAAUUGCUAUUUGAUCAGAAUACGUUUGUUUUACGUGACCAUGAUGUGAGGGAUAUCUUGCUGAUAAAAGUAUUGGCUCAAGAAUUGAGUUUUCUUGUUGAACAGGAACAGCCAUUGGAAGUGAUAUUUGAGUCGAUUGCAAUGAGUCUGGUUUACUCGACAAAGUUGGGAUGUUUUCUUGAUUAUUUGUUGACUGAUAUUGCCGAGUUGAGAGAUAAAAAUGCUGACAACGAUGAUGACGAUUUGAACCUGGAUCUUGAUCAAGUUAAGCAAUUGAUUCAACUUGAUGAUUUUGAGAAACAAACUUUACUUGAAGCUAUACACGGUAUAAUUAAAGCCACCUUGAGAAAGAAAUCUAGCAAACAGGGUGGGGGGCGAAGAGGAGAAGAAGAAGAGGAGGAAACAAAGUCAGCAAUUAUUACCCAGUUCAUUGACUAUAUCCCUAAGUUGCAAACAUUUUGCUCCAAAUCAAACAAUCGAUACAAGAUAUUUAUAUCCAUUUGGCAAGAUUUGAUCGAUGAUAAACAUAAUUGUAUAUUCAAUUAUUACAUCAAGUUGGAUAAGAUUGAUCAAUAUGAGGAUGUGAUUCAUUCAAUAUUGCAAUAUUAUUAUGAAUUUAGUUUAGUCAAUGAAUUUGCAAUAUUUUUUGAAAAAUUGUUUAAUCUGCGAGGAUUAACUGAAUCAAUUAAAUUUGAAAUACAGAGAAUUGUUAAUGAAUUGGUUGGGAGUACCAUCGUGUAUUUGCGAGACAGUCAUGAAGAAGAGCAAGAAGGUGACAUCAAUUUACACAAUAGCAACGAGGAAGUUGAUAUGGAUCAUGAUUUUGUGUUGUGGACGAAUCGACAGAAACAUGUGAUUAAACUAUGUCGUGAAACCUCCAUUUUGGUAUCCAAGAUUAAAUUGAUUAGCCAUUAUGUAAACAUUGCCAAUUUGGAACAAAUUGAUGAUUUAAUUUAUCAAUUCAACAAUCGAAUACUUAACAAAUUUGAUUUGAAUGUGGUUUUAAACCAAUGGAAACAUAAUUUUAUAUUGCAGUUACCGCAAUUUUCGCAGGCUUUUAUAUCGAUUGUCGAAUUGGUAUUUAUUAUUGUGGGAUGGAAGUUUGAGAAAUUAAUUGAUGUUCCAAAUCAACAGCAGCAACAUAUUGACAUUGAGUUGGAGUUGGAGAUGGUGGGGGAUGUUGUCAGUAAUUUAAUUCGAUACAUUGAUGAAACAAAGGAUAUGACUAUAGCUGAACAUAAUCAAGAAGAUUUAACAAAAUUGAUUGGUUUCAAAUGUCAAGUGACUUAUCAGUAUAUCAAUUUGAUCAUUUCGUUUCGCUUAUUUUAUACCAAGUUUCAUGAUGAUAAUAACUUCAGUCAUUUUAAAUCGUAUUUCCGACUGAAUAAAUAUGUCAUUCUGAUUAAACCCGAUUUACAAAUGGAGUUAUUGGAGAUGUUUUUGAUUAAAGAAGUUAAAUUGGCUAGUGCACUUGAAAUUGAAUUAGACAGAGAUGAUGAGGAAGGAGUACACUAUGAAGAAUAUGUUGAUGUCCAGAUGGGUGCCAAUGAAGAAGCAACUGCGUUUUCAGAGGAUGGUGAUGAUGACGAUGAUGACGAGGAAGAGAGGAGAAUUCGCCGUGAGAAACAACAACGUCUUUUCAAGGCCAAAGAAGAACAAAUGAAGCAAGACAAAAUAUGGCAAUUGGAAAAAGAUUUAUCAGUAUACGCCUUGAAAUUAAUAUCAUUGAAGAAAUUACAAUUAAUUUCCAAUGACAUUUAUCAACGAUUGAAGAAGAAUGCUGGUAAGUUGGGAGAAGUAUAUUAUAAAUUGACUGAACAAGAAAAGGAUGUUGAAAAUAGGACUGCUGAUGGAGAUAUACCAAGAGGACAUCAAAUAAUGGAUUUAGAUGUUGAUGUUGAGACAGCAGGAGGAGAAAAUGAAGGUGAAGGUGAAGGUGAAGGUGAAGACCGAUCUAUUAAUGCCACUAAUAUUGACAACACAGCUGAUGUUAGUAAUGAGCAAGAACAAGAUGUGUCAAUGAAUCUACAGUUGGAAUUAGAUGUCUAG